UUGACAGUCGUGACUGGUGGAUUUUUGUUAGUAGAAAUUGUUUGAAAUCACUUUUUUGGAAGCCGCAUAUUUUUCGCAUUUUAUGCUAAUAAAUAAAACGUAUAUAAAAUAUUCUUAUAAUCAUAUUUGUAAUUAACAAUGUCUCGCGGUAGUUCAGCUGGUUUUGAUAGACAUAUUACUAUCUUCUCUCCUGAGGGUAGACUUUACCAAGUUGAGUAUGCCUUUAAGUCUAUUAAUCAAGAGGGCAUUACAUCGGUGGCAAUUAAGGGAGCUGAUUGUGCAGUGGUCGCUACCCAGAAAAAGGUAACAGAAAAACUGAUCGAUCCAGCAACUGUUACACACUUGUUCAGAAUAACCAAAAAUAUUGGAUGCUGCAUGACCGGCCGUAUUGCCGAUAGCCGUUCUCAAGUUCAAAAAGCUCGCUAUGAAGCCGCCAACUGGCGUUAUAAAUAUGGCUACGAUAUGCCCGUAGACGUUUUGUGUCGUCGUGUUGCUGAUAUUAACCAAGUCUACACUCAAAAUGCUGAGAUGCGUCCUUUGGGUUGCAGUAUGACUUUAAUUGCACAUGAUGAUGAGAAUGGACCAUGUGUGUAUAAAACUGACCCGGCCGGCUACUAUUGCGGCUUCCGCGCAGUUUCUGUGGGUGUUAAACAGAUCGAGGCCAACAGUUAUUUGGAAAAGAAAUAUAAGAGCAAUUUAAAUGAGGAAAAGGCAAUACAGUUGGCCAUUACCUGUUUGUCCCAUGUGUUGGCUGUGGAUUUCAAGCCAAAUGGUAUAGAAAUUGGUGUUGUUAGCAAGGAGAAACCAGAAUUUACAGUACUCUCAGAAAAAGAGAUUGAAGAGCAUCUUACUAAGAUAGCAGAAAAGGAUUAAAUUGAAACACAGCAACGCAUUUCAAAUGUAAAAACUGUUUAAAAAUAAAAUUUCAAAUUCUAAGAAUUUCCUUUUGUAAACAUGGUCAGGAUUAUACGGAAACAUGAUUAAUUUUUUAAAAUAAUUGAAA
Messenger RNA from Calliphora vicina (urban bluebottle blowfly), 1003 nucleotides. RefSeq names its product proteasome subunit alpha type-6-like. Lineage: Eukaryota; Metazoa; Arthropoda; Insecta; Diptera; Calliphoridae. Gene Ontology annotation, biological process: proteasomal protein catabolic process; ubiquitin-dependent protein catabolic process. The record is from RefSeq and is a predicted model, not a curated record. The transcript has 4 exons. The coding region runs from base 139 to 873 and encodes 244 amino acids. Gene Ontology annotation, cellular component: cytosol; nucleus; proteasome core complex, alpha-subunit complex.